CCUGCAGAAUGGACGGACGAGGUGGCGCACAAGUACUGCGGCACGCUGGACGCGGGCCGCGCCGGCAAGCCGAACAAGGUCCACCUGUGCGGCAAGUGCAUGGCCAUUAAGGGGCGGCAGAUGCAGGCGGCCGGCGGCGACGGGGCGCACCGACGGCGUGAGAAGAUGGGCUGGCUGGCUGGGGGCGGGUGA
Molecule: messenger RNA, 192 nt
Organism: Thermothielavioides terrestris NRRL 8126
Lineage: Eukaryota; Fungi; Ascomycota; Sordariomycetes; Sordariales; Chaetomiaceae
Exons: 2
Source: RefSeq, a predicted model, not a curated record